AUGUGCACCACGUACAUUGCUAAGGAAGAAGUCAAAAUCACAGAGAUCGACGAUAUUGUUGAUGAUAUCGCCAAAACAUGGACGGGCAAUCUCCGAGGCGGAAUCAGUGCUGCUACGAAUGAAAACUCCAUUGUCAAGUAUCAAGCAGCAGCCAAAGGCGCAACUAACCCUGCAAAGAAGUUGGAAGAUGUCGGCAGUAAGGUAAAAUCUGGGGCGCAGCUCAAGCCUCUGAACACAGCCUCAGGAAAAUGGAAGAGUGCAUUCGACAAGUUGAAGGCAUCUGGGCAACUCGGAAACAUUGACAAGAAGCAGGCCGCGAAACUAACGGAGCGUGUUGCUCAAGAGGUCGUGAAGAAUCCCUCAAAGUGGCGCUACCUUAAGAUAGCUCUCGCGAUUACAUUCGGCGUAGGCUUCACGGGACUCGUUGCUGCAAGCAUCAACGCAAUGGUAUUGUAGGUGGCAGAUUGUGUUUAAUCUGGGAUGACCAACGUGGAUAAAGGAAUGCUCAGGUAUGUUUCUUGUGGAAACACUCGAUGCAAUUAAAUUCGUUAUAACACAUGAUGCUGCUCGCA
This is a messenger RNA of Phytophthora nicotianae INRA-310, 572 nucleotides long. RefSeq lists its product as hypothetical. NCBI's taxonomy places the organism in Eukaryota, Oomycota, Peronosporomycetes, Peronosporales, Peronosporaceae. The coding region runs from base 1 to 456 and encodes 151 amino acids. The transcript has a single exon. The record is from RefSeq and is a predicted model, not a curated record.